This is a messenger RNA of Hymenoscyphus albidus, 362 nucleotides long. Lineage: Eukaryota; Fungi; Ascomycota; Leotiomycetes; Helotiales; Helotiaceae. The record is from the annotation of a GenBank genome assembly.
AUGGAUGGGAAGCCAGAUGGCGGCGACCAGGACCAGGGAGGUAAGGCGGUGUCAGCCGGGGAGAAACUCGCAGCUGCAAACAAAGGCACGGCUUGGCUGGUAGGGGAGGGCUUGAGAAGGGCAAGGGCGAGCCAGACCCAACUGUCACUACUGUCACUACGGUCACUACUACUCUACUGGCACCAGGAUUCCAGGAAAGCAUGGCAGGAAAGAGUAACUCCAUGAACCAACUUCUCAUUCGUCGACAUUAUUCUCACUCCCCCUCACCGUUUGGCCCAGCAGCACCAGCCACGGUGACUUGCUACGCAUCCUCGCAUCCUCUCGCCCAUGUUCACAGGCUCGACAGGCUACUCGAGUAUUGA